GGUGCGCGCGCGACCGGCUCAGUGCGGCUGGGCGCUCGGGGCAGGAGGAGUUCUAGGCGCUCAGCGCGGCGGGCGUCGGAGGCAGCGGGGAGUGGAGCGGAGCUGCCGGGGCCUCCCUAGGGCCGCAGCGGCAGCAGUUGGGCCCCCCGCCCCAGCCGGCGGCCCGCAGAGCGCAGGAAGGGGGCCGGGGGGACCCGCCCCCGGCCGGCCACAGUCAUGAACUCCAAUGUGGAGAACCUGCCCCCCCACAUCAUUCGCCUGGUGUAUAAGGAGGUGACCACGCUGACUGCUGACCCGCCUGAUGGCAUCAAGGUGUUCCCCAACGAGGAAGACCUCACUGACCUGCAGGUCACCAUCGAGGGCCCUGAGGGGACCCCUUACGCCGGAGGCCUGUUCCGCAUGAAGCUCCUGCUGGGGAAGGACUUUCCCGCCUCCCCGCCAAAGGGCUACUUCCUGACCAAGAUUUUCCACCCCAACGUGGGCGCCAACGGGGAGAUCUGCGUCAAUGUGCUCAAGAGGGACUGGACGGCGGAGCUGGGCAUCCGGCAUGUGCUGCUGACCAUCAAGUGCCUGCUGAUCCACCCUAACCCCGAGUCUGCCCUCAACGAGGAGGCUGGCCGCCUGCUCCUGGAGAACUACGAGGAGUACGCCGCCCGAGCCCGCCUGCUCACGGAGAUCCACGGGGGCGCCAGCGGGCCCAGCAGCGCCGAGGCCGGCCGGGCCCCGUGUGCGGGCGCAGCCCCCUCUGCUGACCCCCUGGCUCCCGGGGGUCCUGGAGGAGCCGAUGGCCCCAUGGCCAAGAAGCACGCGGGUGAGCGGGACAAGAAGCUGGCAGCCAAGAAAAAGACGGACAAGAAGCGGGCGCUGCGGCGGCUGUAGUGGCUCUAAUCCAGCCCUCCCCACCUCCCCCUCCCCGACACUGACCCCCAACUCUGUCUCUAAGUUAUUUAAAUUAUGGCUGGGGUGGGGGAGGGUAUGGGGGCACCGGGACCUGGAUUUGUUUUUCUAAAUAAAGUUGGAAAAGCA
Molecule: messenger RNA, 1026 nt
Organism: Leopardus geoffroyi (Geoffroy's cat)
Lineage: Eukaryota; Metazoa; Chordata; Mammalia; Carnivora; Felidae
Gene: UBE2S
Product: ubiquitin conjugating enzyme E2 S
Exons: 4
Coding region: 217-879 (220 amino acids)
Source: RefSeq, a predicted model, not a curated record